AUGGCAUCAGUACAAACGCGAGUCAACGGCAAUGGCACCGCAGUGCGGCCUGCACAGGCAGAGAAGGAGGGCGCAAAAGAGAACAUCUUCCUCUUCAUCCCAAAUCUGAUUGGAUACUCGCGCGUCUUCCUCGCCUUGAUUUCACUCUACUACAUGCCCCUCCACCCGCGUACAUGCACCCUCCUGUACAGCAUAUCCUGUCUGCUCGACGCGCUCGAUGGAUACGCGGCCCGAGCAUAUGAGCAGAGCACCAAGUUUGGUGCUGUGCUAGACAUGGUAACGGACAGGUGUACAACAACCUGCUUGCUCGUCUUCUUGGCGCAGGCUUUCCCUCGCUUCAGCAUCGUCUUCCAGGGCCUUAUUUCGCUGGAUCUGGCCAGUCACUACAUGCACAUGUACGCGACCCUGAGCAUGGGUGGCAGCGGCCAGAGCCACAAGAACGUGGACGAGAGCAGGAGUUGGUUGAUGAAACAAUAUUACUCUAACAACAAAGUUCUCUUCACCCUCUGCUUCAUGAACGAAAUGUUCUUCAUCGCCCUCUACCUCCUCUCUUUCAGCUCCCCGCUCCUCUCACCCACCCUGUUCUCCGACCUCAACAACCCAUCCUCCAUCCAGCCCGGUUCGCCUGCCGCUCCUAAACCCUCCAUGUUCUUCGCCAGUCCUUUCUCCGCCGCAGCCAUGGAGAUGGCUCGUGCCAACAAGAUGGACUCGACGGUCCCGUGGAUCUGCAUGCUUACCUCGGCUCCCUUUAUGGCUAUCAAGCAAUGGAUCAAUGUGGUACAGAUGGUCAAGGCGAGUCAGUGGCUUGCUGAGGGUGACAGGAAGGCGCGGAGGAAGGCGGGUUUGCCUAGGAGGGGUUCCAAGAAGAGUCAAUAGAUGACUUGUGACAUGUGACAAGGCAUGAGACUGGCGAGUUACACGUAUGGAGCCGGUAAAGGGGCUCACUGGUUGAGGAGACGCGCCGCGCGCCGAGUGGUAUUUUGGCGGCUGCACCUGCAGACUUUCUGCGUGCACAUUCGGCGCAUUUCAUUUUCACUUUUUCGUCCAUCUACUCAUAUUGUAGUGAUCUGCGACUUCACUUGUUUGUUUUACUCCUUCUUCAUUCGCUUUCAGCUCAAACUUUUCUUGUACGAUUGCAUCUUUGCCUCUCAACAGAAGGGCCAUACGGCGCGAGAUGAACAUGUACUCCAUAGAGUUACAUAAUAAUACGUUUGUUUUCACUGCAUGAAAACUGUCCGAAGCUGAAAUUGCGAUUUUCAUUGCGCUAUGAAUAGUCUGUGGUCCUCUAGUUCUUACUAUACCGUCUGUUUCCGUCAAUACAACAACAAUACGCAACUCAUGCAAUCAUGUCAAAUCCGCUCCAGCCCGUUCU
Alternaria alternata is the source of this 1372-nucleotide messenger RNA. RefSeq lists its product as hypothetical. Gene Ontology annotation, biological process: phosphatidylinositol biosynthetic process. Gene Ontology annotation, cellular component: Golgi apparatus; membrane. Gene Ontology annotation, molecular function: CDP-diacylglycerol-inositol 3-phosphatidyltransferase activity. The record is from RefSeq and is a predicted model, not a curated record. Bases 1 to 876 code for a protein of 291 amino acids. The transcript has 3 exons. Lineage: Eukaryota; Fungi; Ascomycota; Dothideomycetes; Pleosporales; Pleosporaceae.